UCUUCUUUCCUGGGAAGAGGAGCAGCUGGAGCAGCAGCAGAAGGAGCAGCAGCAGAGACACGCGUCUGCACCGCCUUCAGACGUGCACCAAGAGAGGGAAGGAGGAGGAGGAGGGGAGAGCCUCCUGGGCUUGCCUUGGCUUUUCCCCUCCCUUUCCCCUUUCCCUUUCCCUCCUUCUUCUUCCCCUUUUUUUGCAUUUUGGAACAAAGUCUCAACCUAAAAAAGGAGGCAUAUCCUUCCCCACUCCCUUUGCAGCAGCAGCAGCAACAGCAUCUGGAUCUUCCUUUUUCAAUUUGAAUUUUUUUGCAUAUAUAUAUAUAUAUAUGGACCAUUAUGGAUUUGGGAAGCUGAGCCCCUCUUUGCAUUUUUUCCCCUUCCUUUUUUUUUUUGCUCCCCCAAAUUUUAGGAAACAAAAGGAGACCCAAGGAACCAGCAGCAAGAAAAGCCUCCUGAAAUCUUCAUCAUAAGGAGUCCUGGUUAUUAUUAUUAUUAUUAUUAUUACUAUUAUUAUUAUUUGUCAAUUGCUUCCUUUCCUUCUCUUUCUUUUUUUGGGGUGUAUUUCUAUAUGUGUGUGUGUAUAUAUAUAUAUAUAUAUAUGGAUUUGGGGAGAUUGCUUCCCCUUUUGCCUUUUCCUUGCAAAGACUUCCUCCAUUUAAUUUUUAAUUAAUGUUGUAUUUUUCCUGCAUGCAAGGAGAAAAUUUUGUAUGUUUUGAUUUUUUGGGGUGCAAAAGAAGAAGGGAAUAUAUAUAUAUAGAGAGAGAAAGAGAUUUUUUCCCCUUCCAACAAGCCAACCAGUAAAGGAUCCUGGUUUCCAUAGACAGAUUUUAUUUUCCCAGUAACCAAUCAGGGAUCCCAGUCUCCAUAGGGAAUUUUUCUCCAGUCCAACCAGUAAGGGAUCCUGCUCUCCAGAGACAGAGAUAUUGGUUUCUAUAGCCGGAGAAACUUUCCCAAGCCAACCAGUCAGGGACCUUGGCCUCCAGAGACAGACAGACAGACAGACAGACAGACAGACACACACACACACACACACACACACACAUAUAUAUAUAUAUAUAUAUUCCCCCAAGCCAACCAGUCAAGGAUCCUGCUCUUCACAGACUAGAGAUUUCCUCCCAAAGUCAGGGAUCCUGGUCUCUAUAGACAAGAUAUAUAUAUAUAUAUAUAUAUAUAUAUAUAUAUUCUAAGCCAACCAGUCAGGGAUCCUGGUCUCCAUAGACAAGAAUUUUCUUUCCCAAGACAACCAAGCAGGGAUCCCAGUCUCCAUAGACAAUUGUUUUCCCGAAGCCAACCAGUCAGGGAUCGUACUCUCCAUAGUGAUUUUUUCCUCCAGUCCAACCAGUCAGGGAUCCCGAUCUCUACAGACAAGACUUUUCUUUCCAAUCCAAAUCAGUUUGGGAUCCCGGUCUCCGCAGAAUAUUUCUUCUCCAGUCCAACCAGUCAGGGAUCCUGGUCUCCAGAGACAAGACUUUUCUUUCCAGUCCAACCAGUCAAGGAUCUUGAUCUCCGCAGAAUGUUUUCCUCCUGAGCCGACCAGUGAGGGACCCUGGUCUCCACGGUCAAGACUUUUCUUUCCAAGCCAAACCAGUCAGGGAUCCUACUAGUCUCCAUAGGAUUUUGUUUUCCUCCCAGUCCAACCAGUCAAGGACCCUGUUGCCCACCAGUGAUGGAUUUCAAGAGCAAUUCGGGCGGCGGAGGGGGCGACCCCCGCCAGAUCGAGGAGAGCAAGCCCCUUUUGGGGGAGAUGUCCAUCCCGUCGGAAGGGCCCAAGGUGCCGGGGGCCGUGGCGCUCUGCCGCCGGGGGGUCCACUGCCCUGGGAUGCGCUACAAGCUCCUCCAGGAGGGCGACAUCCAGGUCUGCGUCGUCCGGCACCCACGCACUUUCCUCAGCAAGAUCCUCACCUCCAAGUUCCUCCGACGCUGGGAGCCCCACCAUCUGACCCUGGCCGACCACAGCCUCGCUUCUGCCACGCCAACUGGGUACAUGGAAAACUCAAUUUCCUACAGCUCAAUUGAAGAUGUUCAGCUGCUUUCUUGGGAGAAUGCCCCAAAGUAUUGUUUACAGCUCACAAUCCCUGGAGGGACAGUCUUGUUACAGGCUGCAAACAGUUACCUGAGGGAUCAGUGGUUUCAUUCGUUGCAGUGGAAGAAAAAGAUCUACAAGUACAAGAAGGUGCUGAGCAACCCAAGCCGCUUAGAGGUAGUUUUGAAGGAGAUCCGCACAUUGGUAGACAUGGCGCUGACCUCUCCUUUGCAGGACGAAUCCAUCCAUCAAGCUCCUCUGGAGAUUGUUUCCAAGUUGCUCUCAGAGAAUACAAAUCUAACCCCCCAAGAGCAUGAAAAUAUUAUUGUGGCACUCGCUCCUUUGCUGGAAAACAACCACCCACCUCCUGACUUGUGUGAAUUUUUUUGCAAGCACUGCAGAGAACGCCCUCGGUCCAUGGUGGUCAUAGAAGUAUUCACUCCAGUUGUACAAAGAAUCCUCAAACACAACAUGGAUUUUGGGAAGUGCCCACGGUUGCGGCUCUUUACUCAGGAGUAUAUUCUGGCUUUGAAUGAAUUGAAUGCUGGCAUGGAAGUGGUGAAGAAGUUUAUUCACAGCAUGCAUGGCCCUACGGGACAGUGCCCCCAUCCCAGAGUCCUUCCAAAUCUCGUCGCAGUCUGUUUAGCAGCCAUUUAUUCUUGCUAUGAAGAGUUCAUCAACAGCCGGGACAAUUCUCCAAGUCUGAAGGAAAUUCGGAAUGGCUGCCAGCAGCCGUGCGACCGUAAGCCCAAUUUGCCUCUCCGGCUCCUCCACACAAGUCCUGACCUGGUGUCCCAAGAGGCCACAUUGAAUGAGUCUCGCCUGAAGUCAGUCAUUGUCACGUCGAAUGAGAUCCACGUGGAGGUUGAACGCAACAACACGGCCAACCAGAAGAUGACGGCCAAUGUGGGCAAUGACAGUGAGCCCAACCUGAUAGACUGCUUGAUGGUCAGCCCCACCUGCAGCACCAUGAGCAUUGAACUCAGUGCCCAGGCAGACCGUACCCUCGGCUGCUAUGUGGAAAUACUUAAGAUGCUGUCAGACUAUGAUGACUGGAGACCAGCUCUUGCCAGUUUGCUGCAACCCAUCCCAUUCCCCAAAGAGGCUCUUGCACAUGAGAAGUUCACAAAGGAGCUGAAGUACGUCAUUCAAAGAUUUGCAGAAGAUCCAAGGCAAGAAGUCCAUUCAUGUUUGCUGAGUGUGCGUGCUGGCAAGGACGGUUGGUUCCAGCUCUACAGCCCUGGUGGGGUGGCAUGUGAUGAUGAUGGGGAGCUGUUUGCCAGUAUGGUUCAUAUUUUAAUGGGCUCUUGUUAUAAGACGAAAAAGUUCCUGCUUUCGCUGGCUGAAAACAAACUAGGGCCAUGCAUGCUGCUAGCAUUGAGAGGCAACCAGACAAUGGUGGAGAUUCUUUGCUUGAUGCUCGAGUACAACAUCAUUGACAAUAAAGACACCCAGCUGCAGAUCAUCUCAACCCUUGAGAGCACGGAUGUGGGGAAGAAAAUGUACGAGCAGCUUUGCGACAGGCAGAGGGAGUUAAAAGAGCUGCAAAGGAAAGGAGGUCCUACCCGGUUAACACUGCCAUCAAAAUCCACAGAUGCAGACCUGGCCCGAUUGUUAAGCUCAGGUUCCUUCGGCAACCUGGAGAACCUCAGCCUGGCCUUCACCAACGUCACGAGUGCCUGUGCAGAGCAUCUCAUCAAGCUGCCUUCGCUCAAGCAAUUGAACCUGUGGUCGACUCAGUUUGGCGAUGCAGGUUUACGGCUUCUGUCUGAACACCUCACAAUGCUACAAGUGCUCAACUUGUGUGAAACACCCGUAACGGAUGCUGGCCUGCUAGCAUUGAGCUCUAUGAAAAGCCUGUGUAGUUUAAAUAUGAACAGCACCAAACUUUCAGCUGACACCUAUGAAGAUCUCAAGGCUAAAUUGCCCAACCUGAAAGACGUGGAUGUCCGUUACACGGAGGCGUGGUGAACUCUCUCGCGCUGCGUUCGUAGCUUUUGAUGAUGCGGGAAGAAAAUAAUUUUUUUUUACAAAAAAUAAAUGAAUAAUAAAAUCUAAAAAAAAAAAAGAAGGCAGAGAAAUAAACUUUUGGCUUCUACUUAUAGAGAGCAGCAAGAUUUGAGGACUUUGAUUUUAGGAACUGUCUUUGUGAGGUAGCAGAGUGUGGCUUUGUGUGUGGGAGGGAUAGGUGAGCAUGCCUGGGUCUCCUAAGUCUUUCCGCUUUCGACGGCGACAUUCGACAGCGUUUUAAAUGAACGGGGGUGAGGGGGGCAAGACUGCGUAGCCUCGAAAAAGAGAUUAGGAGAAAAACAGGGGAGGGGGUUCGGUUUGGAUCUUUCAUUGGGUUAUUUUGUGCGCGUGUGUUUGUGUUUUUAAACACCACAUGGAAAGUCGGCGGGGGGAAGAAUAUACAUCAGUUUUUCAUAGUUCUCCUUGGAUGGAUGUCAUCCUUAGGUGCUUUUUCAUCUUUCAUGCUCUUCAAAAAAAGGAAAAGAAACUAUGAGAAAUCAAGAGAAGAAAAAGAAACCCAUCUGAUUUCGCCUCUCGCUCUGUUCUUAUGAUCAUUAUGCAAAGUAAUUUUUUGUUGUACAUACAAUUUACAUAAUGCACCUAUUUAAGAAAAUGGUUCACAAGUAACAGGUCUGGGACCUGUCUCUUUAUUUAUGAGUUGUUAAUUCUUUUAACUCUUUUGUUCGUUUCGGUUUGUUUCGCUUAGAGUACUGUAUAAACUAGUUCGCGGUCUUACUGUGUUUUGUUUUUUUUGUUUGUUUGUUUUUAAAAAGAAACAAAACAGAAAACCCUCUUUGAAUAAUUGUCUUUAGAAAGUCUCAGUCCAGAUCAUCACCAAUUUAUUUGUAUUUCCAAUUUACAAAGGCCUAAACAUAUUUGUCAAAGGGACAUGAUCUACAGUAGUGAAAAGAUGGGCAGUUGAGGAUAAAGUAACCAAGAUACUUGUUCAAACUGUGUCAGGGUUAGUAAAUUAAGGUGGUAAAGUAAUGAUCUUUUGAAAUGUUAGAUUUCGGGGGGGGACUGUCGACAAUUUUUCUUUAGAUUUGCCAAGGCGUGCCUGUUUGGUUUUCUGUUUACGUCCAAUAUUUCAAAGGCAAGCUCAGCCUGCCACGCAACUGUGGCUGCGUCCGGACUUCAGAAAUAAUCCAGUUUGACUCUGGUGCCACAACAAACUACAGUUCUCGGAACUCCAUAGCCUUGAACCAUGGCAGUUAAAGUGGUGUCAAACUGGAUUAUUUCUCCAGUGCGGAUGUAGCCUCCGUAGGGCAGAUUCUCUCCUUCUGUUCCCUCCAUCCUCACACAAUUCAUUUGCCAUCUUCUUUUCGUAAGAUGGAGAUUGUUUUGCUUUGAUCAGUUUCUAAAGCUUCAGCCUGAAAAUAUGACCACUAUCCCCUUUUCCUGAUUCUUCUCCGUAAUUGCUCAGAAAAAAAAAUGAUGAAACUUGUAUUAAAAAAAAUGUGUUUUCUUUAAUAAACAUGCUUUUGGAUUAUUAUUAUUAUUAUUAUUUUCACAAUAAGCAGCUUCUCUUUUUUAAAAGAAAUGAAGAAAGGUUUUUGUUUUAAUGUUUUUCUUUUCGAGUUUUAGCAGAUGUUUACUCGGUUCUUUUGGCACCUCAAGAGAUUUAACAUCCAGGCAAUGUAAUUUUUAUACAUAUAUAUAAAAUAUAUAUAUAUAUAAAUAUAUAUAUUUAAUCGUAUUCAAUGGGAAGCAAUGCUUUUGCUAUUCUGGUUGUCUCUGGUUGUUGUUUGUUUUUUUAAUUUGUUGCUAGGUAGUUUAUUCACAUUUCGAGUCUCCUUCAUCUCUUGAUUCCCCCCCCCUUUUUUUUAUAUAUGAAAUAAUCCAUCGACGAAAACAAUUCAAGUCUUAAUGCAUAUUGCGUGCCGGGGUUUGGUUGUUUUUUCUGCCUUAUCAUGUCCUGAGCUGUCUGAUAAACUCAGCGAGGGAAGAAAAGAAAAAGGAGAAUAAACUCAACGCCAACGUUUUAUCCUUAGCACCGUUGCUUUUACUGAUGGAUUUACUACUACUGUUCUGUAGCUGUGUAAGAGAAAGAAAAAAGGAAAAAAAUGUGAAAUAAUUUCGGGCGAAAAAAAAUAAAAUAAACUGUAAGCGAAUA
Messenger RNA from Sceloporus undulatus (fence lizard), 6143 nucleotides. RefSeq names its product c-Maf inducing protein (gene CMIP). Gene Ontology annotation, cellular component: nucleoplasm; cytosol. The coding region runs from base 1664 to 3991 and encodes 775 amino acids. Lineage: Eukaryota; Metazoa; Chordata; Lepidosauria; Squamata; Phrynosomatidae. The record is from RefSeq and is a predicted model, not a curated record. The transcript is spliced from 21 exons.